Molecule: messenger RNA, 2571 nt
Organism: Dothidotthia symphoricarpi CBS 119687
Lineage: Eukaryota; Fungi; Ascomycota; Dothideomycetes; Pleosporales; Dothidotthiaceae
Exons: 1
Coding region: 1-2571 (856 amino acids)
Cellular component (GO): Sin3-type complex
Source: RefSeq, a predicted model, not a curated record
AUGCCACACGAGUCUAUCAGGUCAACCGAUUCCACCGCCAAGCUGCCCACCCCGCCCACCGGCCACCAGCGCUUCGUCCUGACCGACUCGGUCGCAGCCCGCUAUCUCGAAGACGAUGCACACGCCACCGUCCUCGCCCGCCGCCAACGCAUCGAGGGAUAUGAGAUCUACCUGGUCGAGCAGUGGGCCUGCUCCCGCACCCACCCGACCUUCCUCAUCACCACCUACACGGGCAACCCCGAGGACGUCGUCUAUGCGUCCGUCAUCAGCGUGCCUGCGGACGAGGCGGAAUGGUCGGACCAGAUGCGCCUCUACUUCAAGUCGCUGACCGAGCACCAUGCCCGGAGAAAGGACUCGGCGUACGGUACCCUGAUGAUCACAAACCUCGGCAGCUUCCCCUCAUCGCUGACCGUCAUCCCCAUCCCUGGCGGCGAUCUAAAGAUGUACCGCGACCUGUUCUUCGUAAAUGAAAACCUGAAGAGACUGGGCUGCUCAGGCCGUCUGGGCAUCAAGCUUGCGCCGCCUAGUGGUGCGACCGAAGCAAAGUUCCACCAGCUGUACCGCACCAGUGAGAAGAUCCCUCUUAAUGGCUCCGUCAUCGAGCUCGUGAAGCUGUGCCAGGUUGCGCUGGUCUUGUUCGGAAAGUUGAAACCAGAGUACGUAGACGGACUGCUCUGCGACGUCACCGAAAAGGCAAUCAACGACUGGUGGAUCGAGUUUGGCGCAGAGUACUACACCGUAGAGCCGCACGAUGGCAUUCUCGGCCCUACCACAACCGCCGCACUGUUGGGCAUGUUGAUGGGCGCUCGAAACCGACUCAGCGCGUGCAAUGCGCCAGUCGCCAAAGAUGUCUUCGACGUUGAGCACACCAAACGGGGCAUCGCAUAUUUUCAGAAGACGCAAAGAUUACCGAGGACUCGCCGCCUGGACAGACAGACACUAGACAAACUGCGCAGGGCGACUGCCAAGGCAGCAAGCAAGGAGGGCUGGGCGGUUCCCCGAGCUUUCAAGUCUACCGUGGCAGAACUUGGCGGCAAAGGAGGUGAAAUGGUCAUGGGCAUGGUGGGGGCUGGAGAAAGAGAGGGCAUUGCUGAAGUCGAGACUGUCGACAUUGAUCGGUUCGUUGAGCUCGUAAGAGGAGAUUCGGCAAAGUGGCUAUGGCAUGGCAAGCCUCGAAAGUCCACCUCAGGGGACAUGUUCAGUCGAUUGCCAGGCGAGGAGCGAGACGCUUCGGCAGAUGGGAGGGACCACGGCAAGAACCAGCUCAAAAGGGAAACGACGCUUGAACAGCAAAAACCUACAAAGCGCGAAGACACCACGGACGAUCACAAGAAGUCUGAUCUCUUCACUCCCGAAAGUCUAGGCAUAGAGAAGGAGAGGGACCCGUAUUCCAAGCGUGCGGCUAUCAAGGCGAAACUGGAGUCUGGCAGCGGAUUCCACCGUAUCAAAGAUGCUGUCGGUCUUCGUAGUCAUCAGAGCAAACCUUCGAAAGACGACAACGCGCGUCACGGUCUGCAUCAGAUGAAAAGCGGUCUCAAGUCGCCUCCGUCUGGAGACACGAAUGGUGUGUACACGUCCUUUGACAACGACGAGAAAACAUUGCACCAUCAAUUGAGCAAUCUCUCGUCUCUGGCCUCUCCGCAAGGCGCCGAAAAUGAUGCCGACCCCUCCUUUGCAAAGAUCCUUACCCAAACUCCACGAGGCUCUGGAAGUAGUCUUGCGAUAAACAUCACACAGCCUGAUGUGGAUAACGAUCAAGAAUUAGCAGCGCACAGGCCAUCUGUUGCUGAGUCCGAUGUAUCGACACGACCACCUACAGUGGAUGACUCCAUCGCCGGCUCCAUUUACCAUGGAAUCGACUUGAAUGACAAACUCCCUACCGACCAGGCACACGAGGUCCCUCCACUCCUGCGCCGCACCCUGUCCGUUGACCAAAUCGAUUCGCACAAUUCAUCACCACGCAACGACGACUGGUGGCCACGGCACCUCUCCUUCAGCAUAGCCGAAGAGAGUGUGCUGAAAUGGACAGGUAUUGCUGUUGAUGAAGAAGCGAUCGACGACGCGAUUGAUGAUGCAGACACAUCGAAUAUAGGACUAGUAGCCCGGCUCGCAACGCAAAACCUGCAGUCUGAACAACUAAAGCGUCUGCAUCAUCGCAUAGCUCUCCUCUCCGCCACAGACACGCGAUCCGUAGACUCACGCCUCUCAGAAAUCGAAGACUUGGAAGCGUCGGCCGACGCUGACAUUGAAACGCUCGACUCGAUAUAUUAUCCGCGCCUGGACACGUAUCACGAUCUCCGCGAAGACACGCACGCCAUCAUCUCCAACAACCGCUCGCAGCUCACGGCGAAGUUGAGGGAAUUGGGCAAUGUGGGCGACAAGCUGGAGUACGAGGUCAGUGCGCUGAGAGGCAAGGUGGAGGAUGUUGAGGAUGUCUUGGGCGAGUUUGAAAGGCAGGUUGAGUUUGUCGAGGGGAGGGUUGCGGAGCUGGAGAGGGUGUUUGGGCAGAGGCAGGGGUGGUGGCAUUGGGUUGUUCGCGCGGUGACGGGGAGUGGGAGGCCGUCUGAGUGA